AUGUCUACCGUCAACAUCAUCAAGUACUACUUUCAUGUGGAAGGACUCCCUAAAGAUCCUAACUAUGUCCGCAACUUGGUGCGCUUAGCCUACCAGACCGCGACUGCCAAGAACCUCUACCCUCGCGCUGUCUUCAUCCGCGCAGAUGUCCAUUCUACCACGACCAUCAACGGCAUUUACCAGAAAGAUCCAAAGGGCGAUCACAUCACGCUUUGCUUCAAGAACGAGGAGCACAUGCGCAAAGGCACGCAUAUUGCCUGUCAUGGCUAUGUGACGGAUAGAAACGCCCUGAACUUCAGGGAGGCGACUGAUUCGCCCGAGAAAGCGGAUUCGACAAAGAAGAAGAGCAAUAAGAAACCGGUAUGGCCAUCUUCAGACAAACUCCAGGAGCUGCCUGAAGGGUGGUACAGUCAUUUGGACAGUAAGUGA
Messenger RNA from Verticillium alfalfae VaMs.102, 429 nucleotides. RefSeq lists its product as hypothetical. NCBI's taxonomy places the organism in Eukaryota, Fungi, Ascomycota, Sordariomycetes, Glomerellales, Plectosphaerellaceae. The transcript is spliced from 2 exons. Bases 1 to 429 code for a protein of 142 amino acids. The record is from RefSeq and is a predicted model, not a curated record.